Molecule: messenger RNA, 1120 nt
Organism: Pungitius pungitius (ninespine stickleback)
Lineage: Eukaryota; Metazoa; Chordata; Actinopteri; Perciformes; Gasterosteidae
Product: interactor of HORMAD1 protein 1
Exons: 8
Coding region: 179-1120 (313 amino acids)
Biological process (GO): meiotic DNA double-strand break formation; DNA recombination; homologous chromosome pairing at meiosis
Cellular component (GO): condensed nuclear chromosome
Source: RefSeq, a predicted model, not a curated record
AAGCAUUCUCUAGAUUAGCGUUAGCUGCAUUCUCUAGAUUAGCCAACAAUUUAAUGUAACACUAAUUUAACUCCCACAACUCCGACAUUUCUGCCCGCAGGUGAAUGAAUGAUGCCCGACGAUAUUGCCUGCUACAAUUACUACUAACUUGUUGUUUUUACGAACAAGUAAUCAAACAAUGAAUCAUACGAGAAACAUAAAAGAGAUGCUGGGCAUCCCAACCGGAAGCAGCGAUAAAACCCUCCACAGAAAUGGGGCAAACAGCGGCUACUGCAGCUUCACAGACUCACAGUUUCACUUUGGAUCCCAGUUUUGGCCUGAAAACUCUCAAGGCCUUUCUCAAGACAUGAGUUUGUCAUCCAGGACCUCCCAACAAAGUUCACAAGAGGGAAGUGAUCCAAAGUUUUUAAGCAAUUAUCACACUAAACCUUUCCUGUUUGGAGAAUUAAAGGACAAGUGCAAAGCUUUUGGAAUACUGGAUAAAUUUGAAGACGAGAAGAAAAGGGCAAAAGAGAAAACUGAUAGUGAUGUGUUAGCCAAAGAGUGUAUUCAUUUUCGAGAAGCACUCAACAAUAUCCAACAACUGGUGGCUAGCACAGAGAGAAACACUGCUGUGUAUCAACCGGUGCUUACAAAAUUUGACAACUUUGUCUCAACAUUGCAAAAUCAUUUUAGCAGUCUUCAGGGUGAUAUUUCCCUGCAGAUUGAGACUUUAUUCACUACGGUGAACUCUCAAAAAGAGAUGAUAACAGGAUUGGAGGAGACUGCGCAAAAGAAUUGGGAGACCACAGCAGAACUCAGUUCAAAUUUGCAAAGCUUGAAGAAUAGUCUUCAAAGUCUGAGAGAGGAGCACGAGAGCGAACGAAACAUGCUUGAACAGGUCCUGAAGCUGCUCAGCACAUUAGUCUCAGAGCACUCAGCAAAACGCAGCCCAAAGAGAGUGACGGACAAGGCCAUCCAGACGUCACCAGAGCUGCAGCAGCAGUCCUCCACCAUCCUGCAAGAGAACAAGCUCGAAGGUUUUGACCCAAUUUUAGAGAAGAUCUCAUCGGAGUCCAAGAGAAGCAUCCCAGUGACACCGGAAGGCCUCUGGCAGUUGUUUGAUUUGGAUUUUGAUUGA